Messenger RNA from Vicia villosa (hairy vetch), 1380 nucleotides. RefSeq names its product mitochondrial ATP-independent inner membrane protease subunit 1a-like. The transcript is spliced from 6 exons. Lineage: Eukaryota; Viridiplantae; Streptophyta; Magnoliopsida; Fabales; Fabaceae. Gene Ontology annotation, cellular component: membrane; mitochondrial inner membrane peptidase complex. The record is from RefSeq and is a predicted model, not a curated record. The coding region runs from base 181 to 675 and encodes 164 amino acids. Gene Ontology annotation, molecular function: serine-type endopeptidase activity.
UGGUUUCAAGCGACGUCGUUUCGUGAUUUGGAAAAGAGAAACGAUCAAAUUGGGGUCACUGCGCCACGAAUCUCUCUCAAGCAAAAACGUACUACCGCCGUCUGCCACUCACUCACUCGUCGCUUCUAUCUCCGCCGUCACCGUUUAAGACAACAACGGGCAGUAACGGUAUUGAGAAACAUGGGGCUAUUUAGGACUGUUGUUAAAGAAGCAUGGGAGAAAACGUUCUUGUUUACAAAGUUCUUAUGCUUUUUACAUGUUACCGACAACUAUCUGGUUGACCCUGUUAAGAUCUAUGGUCCUAGCAUGCUUCCUGUAAUCGAUUUGAAUCCAAGCAUCUUUCUUGCUGAAAGGAUAACACCUCGAUCUGGUAAAAUUACUCACAGAGAUAUUGUAGUUUUCCGCUCACCUCAAAACCCUAGAAGGACUGUCACAAAGCGUGUGAUUGGAUUAGAGGGUGAUAGCAUUACAUAUGUCUCUAAUCCUGAAAACAGCGAUAACGAUAAGCAUGAGACAGUUGUGGUUCCAAAGGGUCACGUUUGGGUACAGGGGGAUAACAAAUAUAACAGCACCGAUUCUAGACAUUUUGGUCCAAUUCCCUAUGGCCUUAUUGAGAGUAAGAUAUUCUGGAAGGUAUUUCCACUUAGUGAUUUUGGAUCGUUCUGGAGAAAAUGAUUCAAAGCUCUCAAUCAUGGCAGGCUCAACAUAUUUUAUGGCCGAAGGCAAACUAUGUGAAAUGGACCAGCAAAAAUAUGGGUGAUUUUUACCCCUUGGAUUGUAGAUGUUACUUUAGGGGUUAUCGUUUUGUUGAAGUUCCCCAUAUAGUUGACUGAAACAGAAUCAGACAUCGUACCCACUUAUCCUUAAACGAAAAUAAGUGAGCUACACCAUAGUAAACACGUGUCACUUCACGUGUGUGUGUCACUACUUAAAUUGAUUUUAGAAUUGGUGCAUCAGGUGGAGUCAAUAUCGUCUUCAUCGUAUUGUGAAUCUGAGCCAGUUGAGCAGGUAGAGCAGUAGUUUUUUUUUAACAUUGGCAAGGGUAGAUUUGUAGUUGGUCAUUAAUAAGUAUUUGCAGCGAUGCUCUCAAUUGAUGCACAUCCCUCUGUGUAUGACUUGAAAAGUAAGGCUUCUCGUAAAGAUUCAUGUAACAUGUUUCUAGAUAAGGGAAGUUAACUCAUUUUAAAUGUUUUCCAAUUAAAUACAUAUAAAAAUACCAUGAUAAGAACAUAUGAUCCUAGCAAUUUUGAAAGUAUUUGCCACCUCUAAAAAUUGCAUAAGGUGUAAGUAUGGAUCCUCUAUCGCAACAACAAAAAAAUUGCCCCAUCCUUUGUAACAUCUUAAACAUCAUUUGUUUGAAUUCAAAGUGAUUAUUGGCCA